Messenger RNA from Xenopus laevis (African clawed frog), 2000 nucleotides. It is a transcript of the gene ppp1ca.S, whose product is annotated as serine/threonine-protein phosphatase alpha-2 isoform. NCBI's taxonomy places the organism in Eukaryota, Metazoa, Chordata, Amphibia, Anura, Pipidae. The transcript is spliced from 7 exons. The coding region runs from base 114 to 1094 and encodes 326 amino acids. The record is from RefSeq and is a predicted model, not a curated record.
GGCGCGAAGAGCAGCGUAUUGACGUCAUUAACCGGCGGCGAGGAAGCACGUGACUUUCUUCUCUAGAGCUCCGCCUACCGCGUCCGCUUCAUUUUCUUUACACACAGACACCGAUGGGGGACGGAGAAAAGCUAAAUAUCGACUCCAUCAUCCAACGCCUCCUGGAGGUAAAAGGCUGCCGUCCUGGGAAGAAUGUUCAGCUGGCGGAGAAUGAGAUCCGGGGCCUGUGCCUGAAAUCCCGCGAGAUCUUCCUCAGUCAGCCAAUCCUGCUGGAGCUGGAGGCGCCGCUGAAGAUCUGCGGAGAUGUGCACGGUCAGUACUACGACCUGCUGCGACUGUUCGAGUAUGGCGGCUUCCCCCCCGAGAGCAACUACCUGUUCCUGGGAGAUUACGUGGAUCGGGGGAAGCAGUCGCUGGAGACCAUCUGCCUGCUGCUCGCCUACAAGAUAAAGUACCCCGAGAACUUCUUCCUGCUGAGAGGCAACCACGAGUGCGCCAGCAUCAACCGCAUCUACGGCUUCUACGAUGAGUGUAAGCGUCGGUACAACAUCAAGCUGUGGAAAACCUUCACUGACUGCUUUAACUGCUUGCCUGUAGCUGCCAUUGUGGAUGAGAAGAUCUUCUGCUGCCACGGAGGUCUCUCCCCUGACCUACAGUCCAUGGAGCAAGUGAGGAGGAUCUUACGUCCCACUGAUGUCCCAGACCAGGGGCUCCUGUGUGACCUGCUGUGGUCUGACCCAGACAAGGACGUGCUGGGCUGGGGGGAGAAUGACCGGGGGGUCUCCUUCACCUUUGGGGCCGAUGUAGUGGCAAAGUUUCUUCAUAAACAUGACCUGGACCUCAUCUGCCGAGCCCACCAGGUGGUAGAAGACGGUUACGAGUUUUUCGCUAAGCGCCAGUUGGUGACGCUCUUCUCGGCCCCCAAUUACUGUGGGGAGUUUGACAACGCGGGUUCCAUGAUGAGUGUGGACGAGUCUCUCAUGUGCUCCUUCCAGAUCUUGAAACCCGCGGAUAAGAAACUAUUUGCUUAUGGGGGAGUCAACCAGAGCCGCCCCAUCACCCCCCCACGGAACAAAAACAAACAGUCCAAAUGACCCCUCACACACUGACCUCCUUCCUCAGUCUCCCCCAAUCUGCACCCACAGAGGGCGGGGCCUGGGGACCUUACUUUUACCUCUCACGGGGGCACCUGCAAAUAGAACCACUUCUCUGCCUUAAUCUUCCCCCUCCCCCGCCCCAUAAUUCCUAGAGCCCCUCCCAGUGGUGCCUUAUUGCAGUGACAUCUCAGGGGUGGGUGUAUUGUGUGGGGCACCUCCCUCUUGUGGCAUUAACUCCGCCCCCUCUGUACAUAGCAACUUGGCUCUCCGUGUGAUUGGUUCCUCAGGCUGUCUGUAUAGGAAUACGCUGAGUCCUGAUUGGUGCUUUCAUUCUCCCCACGCCCCCUUGUUACCAACUGGGUGCUACAAUUAGAGUAGAUGCAGGGGUUAAUGGCAUUUCAAGGGUAACUAAGACUACCCCCUGAAUAAUAUGCUGGAAUGGGUGGUUGGCUCAGUAAUUGGGCAUUGUUACUAUUGCACAGGUGCAUUGUGGGUGAAUGGGUCAGUGCACUCCAAUUGCUUCUUGCUCCCCCCACAGAACCCCCAUAUCACAUGACGAGUACAAACCACUAGUGUUACUACUGACCAUUCCUGACUGGGGGCGGAGUCACAGGUGGGGGAGGGCUGUUGAUAGGCCUGUAGGACUUUGCUGCUACACUUUCUAUUGGUUCUUGUCCCGGGGGGCAAUCGCUGGCCCCUCACUGGGACCUCUUGUGCUGGGGGGUAAGAUUGUUUGCAGCAUGGAACUCCUUGUGAAAUUGCUAGUGGGGGGGGGGGUGUUGAUAAUGAGCAUGUCGGAGGGAAUGGGGGGGCUCUGAAUGGGGGUGGGGGGAUUUUGUGUGCGUCUUUUCUUCUGUAAGAGCUACGGCUUUUUAUUAAACCUUUUUAUCUCAUUGGAAUGGA